UUAGGGCAACCCCAAGUGCUUGAACCCAUCCCGUACCAUUUUCCUGAGCUCUGUAAAGAGCAUGAAGAGUUUUCCCACUGACUCCACACAUUGAGGUGCCAUCACACUGCACAUUUCCCUCAGGAGAAUAAGCACAUACUCUGGGGUGGAGACAGGACUGCCUUUUUAUGUAACAGAAAAUGAUGCGGCCGCUUUAAGAGGAGCACGUCGGUCUGGGCUGGUGGCUUGGGUCACGUGACGGCGGUGGUCUGGUUUGCGCCUCUUGAUGAUGUCGCUGCGGCGCCCUAAGGAGGGAUUGGGCAAGGCUGGUCCCUGUGUGAUGAAACAUCACCCUCCCAGGAGCAAGGCGGAAGUUUGGAGGACGCUGAGUGGCGGAGGCGGGAGAGGCGAUGAGUGGUCUCGGCAGGCUCUUCGGGAAGGGGAAGAAGGAGAAGGGGCCAACCCCUGAAGAAGCAAUACAGAAACUGAAGGAAACAGAGAAGAUACUGAUCAAGAAACAGGAAUUUCUAGAGCAGAAGAUUCAGCAGGAGCUACAAACAGCCAAGAAGUAUGGGACCAAGAAUAAGAGAGCCGCCCUACAGGCUUUGCGGAGAAAGAAAAGAUUGGAACAGCAGCUGGCACAAACUGAUGGGACGUUAUCUACCCUGGAGUUUCAGCGUGAGGCCAUUGAGAAUGCCACCACCAAUGCAGAAGUUCUUCGUACCAUGGAGCUUGCUGCCCGAGGCAUGAAGAAGGCCUACCAGGACAUGGACAUUGACAAAGUAGAUGAACUGAUGGCUGACAUCACAGAACAACAGGAGGUGGCCCAUCAGAUCUCAGAUGCCAUUUCUCGGCCUGUGGGCUUUGGAGAUGAUGUGGAUGAGGAUGAACUGCUGGAGGAACUAGAGGAGCUGGAGCAGGAGGAAUUGGCUCAGGAGUUGCUAAAUGUGGGCAACAAGGAGGAAGAACCCCCAGUCAAAUUGCCUAGUGUACCUUCUACACAUCUGCCGGCAGGGCCAGCUCCCAAAGCAGAUGAAGAUGAAGAAGCACUAAAGCAGUUGGCUGAGUCGGUAUCCUGAUAAGUCUGGGCUUGUCUUCCUAACACUACCUUUGUUGGUCCUUUUUCCUUAAGUGCCAAGUACUGAGCUAAAGGAGGAUAACUUUUUGGGGAAGUCCUGCUAAAGGUGGUAGUGUGACCCUGCCUGAAAAGGGUCUUUUGCCCUCCCAGCCCUGGAUCAAAUCUGAAGAAGGAUCUUGCUCCAGGAGGAGCCGCUGGGCUCCCUUCUUUUUGAUAGCAGUUAUAAUGUCCUUGUUCCCAAUAAAAUUGGACAGACAGAA
Molecule: messenger RNA, 1317 nt
Organism: Saimiri boliviensis boliviensis (Bolivian squirrel monkey)
Lineage: Eukaryota; Metazoa; Chordata; Mammalia; Primates; Cebidae
Gene: CHMP4A
Product: charged multivesicular body protein 4A
Biological process (GO): vesicle budding from membrane; late endosome to vacuole transport via multivesicular body sorting pathway
Cellular component (GO): cytoplasmic side of plasma membrane; multivesicular body; ESCRT III complex
Source: RefSeq, a predicted model, not a curated record